AUACGUGUAAGUAAAUAAGGCUAGCGGCCUCGAGCACGAGCUUCAGCUUGAGCGCAGUUAGGCGCGCACUUAUCGGACGAGCCAGUUACGUUCUACUAAAGCAAGUUAUUUUGCUUGGGGAUCCCCUUUUCACUCUAAGACAUGCGUAAACUUAACUAAGCGCUCCGCACCUUUUUCUUUCCUAACGGCAGGGGAUAAAAAGAAACGCCCCGCGUCCUCCGGAAGACCUGAACUGACCUGGAGGCGCGCCCAACCCGUCGCCAGCGUCCCGCUGCGUGAACCUGCAGAAGCCAAAGUAAAAAAAAAAUGAUCGCACUUCAACGAUUUAAACAGACUCUACCUUCUGAGAGGUCAUUUUAAGUUUAGUGAGAAGAAGACAACCUGUCAUCCAACUUGGAAGAUCUAAAAAUGAGUUUUGAAGACUUCAGUAAGAAAUGUGUUAAACUUUUCACCAGGAGGAGAAGAACUGAUAAAGAAAUUGCUGAUCUGUCUGGUUUGACAAAGACAUUUCCUAAUGUUAUAAAAACAUUCUCUCAUGGGGAUCUCCUCAAGGUCACAGAAUACUACAAGCCCUACUUGAGCUACGUGAUUGAAUACGACAUCACAAGUAUCCUUCAGAACCUGGCAACCAAGAACAUCCUCACCAAUGCUGAGGCCAAGAGAUUCAAAGCCAAAGAAAAAUGUGAGGGUCAAGCAGGUGUGGAGUCCUUCAUCAGUGACAUAAUGAAGAUGGAAAAAGCAAUACUGGUGAGCCUGUGGGAGGCACUGGCUGAAGAACUUGUGAGAUUUCCAUCACCAAACAUGACAAAUAUACUGAAGGAGGUGACAGAAUGGGGACCAGACCUCUUGAAGGUCAUUCAGGCCAGUCUCCAGCCUUUUCCCAUUCAUACUCAUAUUAAAGGCCUCAAUGAUACACACAGAGAUGGUGUGUAUGAAUCCACAAGAACUCUGGAGGAUCAGGUUUCUCUUGGAGAUCCACGGACCAGGGCUGUGGUCUUUGAGACUCGAUACACAGAGCUGAUAGUCAUUGGUCAGUACAAAAAGACCUACAGUGAGACUCACCAUGAACUUGUGAAGAUGGGGAAGACUCAUGCAGAGCUGGUGGAAGGGAGGACAAAGGAGAAAUGUGAGCGAAUCUGGACUGAGCAAAUUUUUAGGAGGAGUCCAGGAAGUGAAACUGCCCCACAUAUUGUAGUGGUCAGUGGAGUGGCUGGAAUUGGGAAGACAACUAUGGUGCAGAAGAUCAUGUUUGAUUGGGCCAGAGGCACUCAGUACCAGAGGUUUUCAUUUGUAUUCUUGUUUAAAUUCAGGGAGCUCAACCUCUUAGACACAGAGACAGAGCCCCAGAUGCCUCUGACCAGGCUGAUUGUAAGGCACUAUAAAUAUCUCAGUGACCCGAGACUAAGAGAAAUCCUGCAGAAACCCGAGUCUCUCCUCUUUAUUCUUGAUGGUCUUGAUGAGUACAAACACAAAUUGGACUUCACACAGAGGCGGGUCUGCUCAAACCCAGAUGACUACUUUCCUGUCCACAUCCUAGUCACAAGCCUUGUCAAAAGAACAUUACUGAAGGGCUGUUCAGUCCUUAUAACGACCAGACCAACAGCCUUGGAGGCCCUGGAGAUAGAGAAAAUUGAUCGGUUUGCAGAGAUCCUGGGGUUCUUCCCUGAACAAAGGCUGAUGUACUUUAAGAAGUUCUUUGGUGAUACUGAUCAGGGCUCUGAAGCUUUUCAGUAUGUUGAGGAGAACGCCAUCCUGUACACCAUGUGCUUCAACCCCUCGUACUGCUGGAUUAUCUGUUCUGUACUGAAAAACCACUUUAUGACACCUGAAGAAGAGCGAGGAGCUGCCCCCAGAACUGUCACUGAUCUUUUUGUGAUGUUCCUACACAACAUCCUCACCAAUCACAGGCGAGAAGCCAAAGACCAGCGGGGGAUUCUGAUCAAACUAGGAAAGAUGGCUUAUUAUGGGGUGUCCAACAAGACUCUUGUGUUUUAUGACAAGCUUGAAAUGUCCACCUUUGGUCUACAACCAGUCUCAUCUUCUCAGUUCCUCUCAGGGUUCCUCAAAGAAAUCCUGCAAAGAGAGAGCACUCUGGAGCACACGACAUACACAUUCUACCACCUCACCCUGCAGGAGUUCAUAGCCGCCUGCUCCUUCUACCUUGAUCCAUCAGGGGGCAUCGGGGAGCUGCUUGUGAAGCUGGACUCAUGUAAAGAUGGCCGGUUUGAGAUUCUUACUCGAUUCCUGGCAGGACUGGCCAGGUCUUCUGUGUUUAAAAUAUUGGGGGGAAUCCUGGGAGAGUUUGAGAGAAAGACGGCAAAGUGGAUACUGCAGUGGGUUAACCAGAAGGCUGAAUUGGUGCUACAGGGUAAAGAUAAAAGUGAAGCUCUGCGAGUGUGUCAGUGGCUCUUUGAGACUCAGAAUAACAGAUUAAUUAGAGACUCCAUUGGGAAGGAUUUAAAAAUGGACUUCAGUGACAUGACUUUAUCUCCUCUGGACUGUGCUGUGCUGGGCUCUGUCAUCAGCUGCUGUGGAGAACUUGAGGAGCUUGUCCUGUCAGACACAGAGCUCACCCCAGAGUGUAUCAGUAGACUGACACCAGGACUCAUCUGCUGUAGGCAUAUCAUCCUGUCUCAUUGUCGUCUCACCUCCAGAUGUUGCUCAGCUCUCUCCUCAGCUCUUUCUUCUCCACACUCACAAUUGACUGAAUUGAACCUGAGCAACAACAAUAUGGAGGAUUCAAGAGUGGAUCAGCUGUGUGAAGGAAUUAUAAAUGAGAACUGCAAAUUACAGACACUGAAGCUGUCCGCAUGUCAUCUCCCCUCCACAUGCUGCUCAGCUCUCUCCUCAGCUCUUUCUUCUUCACACUCACAACUGCUUGAACUGGACCUGAGCGACAACAACAUGGAGGACUCAGGAGUGGCUCAGCUGUGUGAGGGACUGAGAAGUGAAAACUGCCAAUUAAAUAAACUGAGCCUGUCUCAUUGUGGUCUCGACUCUAGAUGUUGCUCAGGUCUCUCCUCAGCUCUUUCUUCUCCACACUCACAACUGACUGAACUGAACCUGAGCAACAACAACAUGGAGGAUUCAGGAGUGAAUAAGCUGUGUGAGGGGCUGAGAAGUGAAAACUGCAAAUUAGAGAAACUGAACCUGUCCUUAUGUCAUCUCACCUCCAGAUGUUGCUCAGCCCUCUCCUCAGCUCUUUCUUCUCCACACUCACAACUGACUGAACUGGACCUGAGCAACAACAACAUGGAGGAUUCAGGAGUGGAUGAGCUGUGCGGAAGACUGAGGAGUGAAAACUGCAAAUUAGAAAAACUGAGCCUGUCCUCAUGUGAUCUCUCGUCCAGAUGUUGCUCAGCUCUCUCCUCAGCUCUUUCUUCUCCACACUUACGGUUGAAAGAGCUGGACCUGAGCAAAAACAACAUGGGGGAUUUAGGAGUGGCUCAGCUGUGUGAGGGGCUGAGGAGUGAACACUGCAAAUUAAAGAAACUGAACCUGUCUGGUUGUCAUCUCACCUCUGGAAACUGCUCAGCUCUCUCCUCUGCUCUUUCUUCUCCACACUCACGACUGACUGAACUGGACCUGAGCUGGAACAACAACAUGGGGGAUUCAGGAGUGAAUCGGCUGUGUGAGGGGCUAAAGAGUGAAAACUGCAAAUUAAAGAAACUAAGGCUGUAUGAUAAUGAUAUCAGUGAGAUUCAUCCUGGGAAAAAAAUGCAAAGGCCGAUGCAGUCUGACAAGGUAGAACAUAUUCUGGAUCUAGAAAGCAUGAACCCUAUUGAAUGUUUUUGUCAGAUACAACGUUUGACACAGAAGUUUUCUAAAGUCAUUAAAGAAUUCUCUCAUGAGGACCUCCUCAUGGUCACCAAGUACUACAAACCCUACCUGGCCUAUGUGAUUGAAUAUGACAUCACUAGUAUCCUGCAGAACCUGGUCACCAGGAACCUGCUCACCAAUGAUGAGGCCAAGAAAUUCAAAGCCAAAGAAGAGCAAAAGGAGCGAGCAGGUGUGGAGUCCUUCAUCAGUGACAUAAUGAACAAAGGCAGAGUGGUGCUGGUCGGCUUGUGGGAGGCCCUGGCUGAAGAACUUGUGAGAUUUCCAUCACCAAACCUGCCAAGAAUAUUGAAGGAGGUGUCAGAGCCAGGAACGGACAUCUUGCUGGACAUUCAAGCGAGUCUCCAGCCCUAUCCCAUUAAUGAUCAUAUUAAAGGCCUCCAUGAAACACACAGAUGUGGUGUGUUUGAAUCCACAGGAACUCUGGAUGAUCAGGCUUCUCCUGCAGGUGAACACACCAGAGCUGUGGGCUUUGAGACACGAUAUACAGAGCUGAUGGUCAUUGACCAGUACAGAAGAACCUACAACGAGACUCAUCAUGAACUUGAGAAGACUGGAAGGAUGCAUGCAGAGCUGCUAGAGGAACGGACAAAAGUGAAAUGCGAGCGAAUCUGGACUGAGCAGCUUUUUAGAAGGAAUCCAGGAAGUGAGACUUCCCCCAAUGUUGUGGUGGUCAGUGGGGUGGCUGGAAUUGGGAAGACCACCAUGGUGCAGAAGAUCAUGUUUGACUGGGCCAGAGGCACUCAGUACCAGAGGUUUGCAUUUGUGUUUCUGUUCAAAUUCAGGGAGCUCAACCUCCUAGACACAGAGACAGAGCCCCAGAUGUUUCUGACCAGGCUGAUUGUGAGGCACUACAAAUAUCUCAAUGAACCAAAACUAAGACAAAUCCUGAAGAAACCUGAAUCUCUGCUCUUUAUUCUUGAUGGUCUUGAUGAGUACAAACACAAAGUGGACUUCACAGAGGAACAGCUCUGCUCAGACCCAGAUGACUUCUUUCCUGUCCACAUCCUGGUCACCAGCCUGAUCAGAAGGACAUUACUGAAAGGCUGUUCAGUUUUGAUCACAACAAGACCAACCGCCCUGGAGUCCCUGGAGAUGGAGAAAAUUGAUCGGUUUGCAGAGAUCCUGGGGUUCUUCCCUGAGGAAAGGCUGAUGUACUUUAUGAAGUUCUUUGGUGACACUGAUCAAGGUAUUGAGGCGUUUCAGUAUGUGGAGGAAAAUGCCAUCCUGUACACCAUGUGUUUCAAUCCCUCGUACUGCUGGAUUAUCUGCUCUGUGCUGAAAAGCCACUUCAUAAAACAUGAAGAAGGGCGAGAAGCUGCCCCUAGAACUGUCACUGAGCUCUUUGUGAUGUUCCUUCACAAUAUCCUUACUAAUCACAAACGAGAAGCUGAAGGUCAACGGGGAAUUCUGGUCAAACUGGGAAAGAUGGCUUAUUAUGGAGUGGACAACAGGACUCUUGUGUUUUAUGACAAGAUGGAGAUGUCCACCUUUGGUCUCCAGAAAGUUAUCUUAUCUACUCCAUUCCUUUCAGGUUUCCUCAAAGAAAUCCUUCAGAGAGAAAGCACUCUGGAGCACACAACAUACACAUUUUUCCACCUCACCCUUCAGGAGUUCAUGGCCGCCUGCUCCUUCUAUCUUGAUCCAUCAGGGGACAUCGAGGAGCUGCUAAAGAAGCUGGACUCAUGUAAAGAUGGCCGGUUUGAGAUUCUCACUCGAUUCCUGGCAGGACUGGCCAGGUCUUCUGUAUUUAAAACACUGGGGGCAGUCCUGGGAGAGUUUGAGAGGAAGACGGCAAACCAGAUACUGGAGUGGGUGAAGAAAAAAGCUGAACAGGCGCUACGGGGUGAAGGUAAAAAUGAUGCUCUACGAGUGUGUCAGUGGCUCUAUGAGACUCAGAAUAAGAAAUUAAUUAGAGACGCCAUUGGGAAGGACUUAAAGAUACACUUUAGUGGAUCAACUUUAUCUCCUCUGGACUGUGCUGUGCUGGGCUCUGUCAUCAGCUGCUGUGGAGAACUUGGGGAGCUCAACCUGUCAAACACAGAGCUCACCUAUGAGUGCAUCAGGAGACUGGAGCCAGGGCUCAUCUGCUGUAGACAUGUGAACCUGUGGGCAUGUCAUCUCAGUUCCAAGUGUUGUCCAACUCUCUCCUCUGUCCUUUCUUCCUCAAAAUCACAACUAACUGAACUGGACCUGAGUGACAACAAGAAAAUGGAGGAUUCAGGCCUGAAUCAACUGUGUGAGGGGCUGAGAAGUGGAAACUGCAAAUUAAAAAAACUGAGGCUGUCUGAUUGUCUUCUCACCUCCAGAUGUUGCUCAGCUCUCUCCUCAGUCCUCUCUUGUGCACACUCAAAACUGACUGAACUGGACCUGAGCAGAAACAAAAACCUGGAGGAUUCAGGAGUGGCUCAGCUGUGUGAGGGGCUGAGGAGUGAAAACUGCAAAUUAGAGAAACUGAGCCUGUCCUUAUGUGAUCUCACCUCCACAUGUUGCUCUGGUCUUUCCUCAGCCCUUUCUUCUCCACACUCACGACUGACUGAACUGGACCUGAGUGACAACAACAUGGAGGAUUCAGGAGUGGAUCAGCUGUGUGAGGGGCUGAGGAGUGAAAAUUGCAAAUUAGAGAAACUGAACCUAUCCUACUGUGACCUCACCUCAGAAUGUUGCUCAGCUCUCUCCUCAGUUCUUUCUUCUCCAAACUCACAAGUGACUGAACUGAACCUGAGUGAGAACAGCCUUGAGGAUCUGGCAGUGGAUCAGCUGUGUGAGGGGCUGAGGAGUGAAAACUGCAAAUUACAAACACUAUGGCUAUUUGGGAAUGAUAUCAGUGCAACUAAGAAGAAGAACCUUACGUCACUGCAGGAGGAGCUGAGCAGGUCUGGACGGCAGGUGGAUAUCAUCAUAAAAGAAGAGAAGAUAUGGGGAUCAUCUGAGUGAGGGCAGUCCCUGUCCACUCCCUCUAAAUUCCUCCCUUAAUUCUUUUAUAAUAUUGUCAUCUCUGCUCAGUAAUAAAGUCUUCAUGUCUGCUUUUCA
Erpetoichthys calabaricus (reedfish) is the source of this 6870-nucleotide messenger RNA. RefSeq lists its product as uncharacterized. The record is from RefSeq and is a predicted model, not a curated record. Gene Ontology annotation, molecular function: ATP hydrolysis activity; protein binding. Gene Ontology annotation, cellular component: cytoplasm. Bases 409 to 6774 code for a protein of 2121 amino acids. NCBI's taxonomy places the organism in Eukaryota, Metazoa, Chordata, Cladistia, Polypteriformes, Polypteridae. The transcript has 23 exons.